This is a messenger RNA of Ananas comosus (pineapple), 1237 nucleotides long. RefSeq names its product phytolongin Phyl2.2-like. Gene Ontology annotation, cellular component: membrane. NCBI's taxonomy places the organism in Eukaryota, Viridiplantae, Streptophyta, Magnoliopsida, Poales, Bromeliaceae. The record is from RefSeq and is a predicted model, not a curated record. The transcript has 2 exons. Bases 191 to 1060 code for a protein of 289 amino acids.
CACAAUGACCUCCUCUUAUAUAUGAAUCAUCAACGCAACCCCAACACUACUUUGAAUCUCCCCAUUUUCUCCCUAAAACCAAAAAUAAAAAAUAAAAAAAUAAAAAAAAAAAUAAAGAGAAAGAAAAUUUUAAACUCAUUAAAAACAAAAGAAAAAAAAAGAGAGAAAAAAGAAAGAGAAAAGAGCCGUUAUGAUCCCCGAUCUCAACCACCCCAUCCUCUACGCCUGCGUCGCCCACGGCGCCACCGUCCUCGCCGAGCUCGUCCCCGGAGGCGGCGGCGGAGGCGACGUCGCCGCCGUGGCGCGGCGGUGCUUGGCGGCGGCGCCGCCCUUCCACCGGGAGUACUCGCACACCGCCGGGGGCCGGAUCUACGCCUUCGCCAUGGCCGACCCCCUCGUCCUCUUCGCCAUCGCCGACUCCUCCCUCGGCGCCCCCCGCGCCUUCCUCUUCCUCCGACGCCUCCGCCGCUCCACCGCCCGCGGCGGCGGCGCCGCCGCCGCGCCCCUCUCCCUCCAGUCGGAGCUCCGCCGCCUCGCGCUCGCCCUCCCCGACGAGGUCGACGACCCUCCCCCUCCCUCUCCCUCUCCCUCUCCUCCUCCCACACCCCCCUCGCCUCUCAACGAGACCAAUAACGAGCCUCUGAAGACGGGGACGGGGGAGGAGGAGAAGAAGAAGAGGAAGAAGAAGAAGCAGAAGCAGCAGCAGCAGCAGCAGCAUCCCUUGGACGGGGGCGAUGGCGCGAUGGAGAUAUCGGUGGCCGCCGACGCCGCCGAUCCCCUGCCGAAGUCGAUGCGCAUUGCGUGGCGGCAGCACCUCCGCGCGAUCCUCCUCAUCGAUCUCGCCGUCUGCGGCCUCCUCUUCGGGAUCUGGAUUUCGGUUUGCAAGGGGUUUCACUGCAUCCGCCGGACUCCGAACCUUGACAGAGACUGUACUGGUGAUGAGAAAAGCAAUUUGGCUAGAAGACCCCACGAAGGGGAGAGGAAGAUUAAAAAGCACAUAGCUAUGUGUAAACAUAUAAAUGCCGUCUUAUUUAGUUGCAUUCCACUAUACAGUGUAUAGUAGAAAGAGGAGUGAUAUACAAUGUGUCCAUUUUAAGGUGAACCUAGUUAGGAUUAUACAACUGUUGGAAGAGACUGGAAGCUUUUAUUGAUCUAUGGCCGUUGAUGUAUACUUGUCUUUGAUCUUUUGUUUAUACUUUGCCAAAAAUGAGUUGUAGCUUGAACAAAACAUCAUGAA